AUGAUAGUGAUGGGGCAGAUACAUAGAUACAAGAGCUGUGUCGAGAAAGAAAGGAAGGGUUUGUUGGAGCUCAAGACAUACUUGCUGCUCUCAUCGGUCAAGGAAGACUACACUUUUGAUACUUGGAGUAAUGACACAGUGAGUGAUUGUUGCAGGUGGGAGAGAGUUAAGUGUAAUCGUACAACUAGACGGGUUAUUGGCCUUGCUCUCCAUGAACUUCCUUUAAUAGGUUUUCCUCUUCAUAUAAAUCUUUCCUUGCUGUAUCCCUUUGAAGACCUUCGAACUCUGAACUUAUCUAAGAGCUGGUUCGGAGGAUUCAAUGCCUCUUUCGCUGAAGGUUAUCAAAGUCUAAGAAGAUUAAGAAACCUAAAGAUACUGGUUCUCUCUUUAAAUCAAUUUGAUAAUAGAAUCUUACCUUUCCUCAGCUCUGCAAAAUCACUUACAGACUUGUUUCUUCGUGGUAACAACAUGGAUGGUCCCAUUCCUGCUAAAGAACUUAAAUAUCUGACAAACUUGGAACUGCUGGACCUGAGUAGAAAUAGAUUUGACAACUCCACACCUGUACAAGGUCUAGCUGACCUGAGAAAGUUGAAAGCUCUGGAUCUAAGUCGUAACGAAUUUACAGGCUGGGAGCAAUUGCAAGAGAUUUGCGAGUUGAAAAAUUUGCAAGAGCUCGUCCUCAGCCAUAACCAGCUCAUAGGUGAGUUUCCAUUAUGCUUAACCAGGUUGACUGAACUCCGAGUUCUUGAUCUCUCAUCAAACAAAAUGACUGGGAAGGUGCCCUCUGCUAUUGGUAGCAUUGAAUCCCUUGAGUACUUAUCACUGUUUGAUAACGACUUCCGUGGUUUCUUCUCGUUGGGUUCACUUGCCAACCUCUCAAAGCUUAAGGUACUCAAGCUUUCUUCAAUAUCCAACUCACUCCAAGUGGACUCAGAAAGCACUCGGAAGCUAGAAUUUCAGUUACAUGUUAUUGCACUUCGGUCUUGUAGCUUGGGAAAGCUUCCUGACUUUCUCCUACAUCAAAAAGAGUUACGUCUGGUUGAUCUCUCUGACAACAGACUUCAUGGCAUAUUCCCUUCUUGGCUAAUGGAGAACAAUACAAACCUCGAAGUUUUGCUUCUACAGAAUAACUUGUUUACGAACUUUCAGCUACCCAAAUCUGCUCAUAGACUCCUUUUGCUGGAUGCUUCAGCUAAUGACUUCAGUCAACUCUUUCCGGAUAAUAUUGGGUGGAUACUUCCAAAUCUACGGCACCUUAACCUGUCAAAGAAUAGUUUACAAGGGAAUCUGCCAUCUUCUUUAGGCAACAUGAAAAAGAUCUACUUUCUGGAUCUCUCUCACAAUGAUCUCGACGGAAAGCUACGAAGGAGUUUAACAAUGGGGUGUUAUUCUUUGAUGUUUCUUAAGCUUUCUCACAACAAACUCAGCGGCAACAUUUUUCCAGAGCCAACAAAUUUGACUUCCUUGCAGGUAUUGUCUCUGGAUAAUAACCAGUUUGUAGGGAGGAUUGGAGAUGGUUUGCUGAACUCGAGCUACAUGUAUGCACUUGACAUGUCGAACAAUUAUCUCACAGAUAUUAUCCCAAGCUGGAUUGGCAACUUAUCUUACUUGUCUAUGCUCUUGAUCUCAAACAAUUACCUAGAAGGUCAAAUACCUGUUUCUUUGUUUGACGUAUACAACCUUGUGUUGUUGGACCUCUCUGCAAACAGAUUAUCUGGUAACCUACCUCACCGCUUCCACUCUGAUACAAGGAUGCUGUUCCUGCAGGAUAACAAUUUCUCAGGGACUAUCCCAGACACAGUACUGGGAGGAAAAGUCUCCAUACUUGAUCUUAGAAACAACGGAUUGUCUGGUAAUAUCCCCAAGUUCGUCAGCAACUUAAAGAUCUAUAUUCUUCUUCUGCGAGGGAAUAACUUAACAGGCUCUAUUCCUUUCCAGAUGUGUGGCUUAAGCAACAUCCAACUUUUGGAUCUUUCUAACAACAGACUGAAUGGAUCUAUACCUUCAUGUUUUAGCAAUAUAUCAUUUAGUUUCCCUACUCUACAACACGAUGGUCAAGAGGGUUAUGAUGCUGGAGUAAUCUUCGUGUCUAGUGAGAUCUUUGGUGGGAUGGGUCUAGACGAGGAAUUCUUUACCACGGAAGAUUUAGGCAGGUAUUAUAGAUCUAAGCUUAUGUUAGAUCCUUUUACUGUAGAGUACAUGGCAGACAAUGUGAUGGAAGUUCAGUUUGCAGCAAAGAGAAGAUAUGAUUCCUACAUAGGUGUAACUCUUGGAUUUAUGUUUGGACUUGAUCUCUCUGAGAAUGAGCUAAGUGGUGAGAUCCCAGCAGAACUUGGAGAUCUUGUUGAUAUAAGAGCACUGAAUCUUUCUCACAAUCAUUUAUCAGGUGUCAUCCCACAAAAUUUCUCCAGUAUGGAGGAUUUAGAAAGCCUUGAUCUAUCCUUCAACGUCUUACACGGUCAGAUCCCUAGUCAGCUAACAAAGCUAAGCAGUCUUGCUGUCUUUAAUGUCUCUUAUAACAACUUAUCAUGUAUCAUUCCAGUGAAAGGGCAAUUUAGCACCUUUGAUGAAACCAGCUAUAUUGGUAAUCCUCUUCUCUGUGGACAACCCUCGAACAGAAGUUGUGAUAAUGACACUUUGAAAGAAACCCCAGCGAAUGUUGGAGAAGAGGAAGAAGAUGUGAUUGACAUUGUAUCUUUCUAUUGGAGCAUUUUUGCAGCCUAUGUGACAAUACUGCUAGGUAUACUUGCUUCACUCUCUUUUGAUUCUUCGUGGAGCCGUGCUUGGUUUUCUGUUGUUGAUGCUUUCAUCCAUAAGGUGAAAAGUUUGACAUCCUAGACUGUUGUCAGGUACUAAACCAUGUCAAUGUUUCUUCUCUUUUCUCUUUCUUUUAUAAUAAGAUGCGAUAUGAAAUGUUUUCUGGCUUGUAACUCACGUAUUGUAGCUCCCCAUGAGAGCAUAACUUGUAUUCUGUUCCUGUGUUAUACUUACUGUCUGUUCCUCUGAGUUUUGAAGAACUGUAAUGUCUCAAAACUUGUUUUAAUGCAUGA
Messenger RNA from Eruca vesicaria subsp. sativa (arugula), 3050 nucleotides. The record is from the annotation of a GenBank genome assembly. Lineage: Eukaryota; Viridiplantae; Streptophyta; Magnoliopsida; Brassicales; Brassicaceae.